AUGUCAUUACUAUGCAACAGUAUUAUAAAAGAUAAGCAAGUAUUAACAAAAAAUGGUUUAGAAAUGUUAUUACUUCCUGAACAUAAAUUAUUAUAUGAAAAGUUAAAAGGAAAAUAUCUAACUCGUAACUUGCACAGUAUGUAUUAAAAACUCAUUAUUUAAUAUGCUUCCGAUGAAAAUAAAUAUUGAAUGAUCUUUUUUGUAUAACAUUUAUUUUUAUAUAGCUACAAUAAUGUCGAAUGAUAUCAAUGACUCAAACAACUCCAACAAUCGUUUAUUAUAUGUUGAUAUAAUAACCGAUCAAUCACCAAACUGUCAAAUACAUCGUAUUAUAAAAAUUCAUUCUUUUCUAUUCAUGUAAUAUGCAUUUGUUUUUUUUAAAAGAAAAUGCAUCUGUAUCUAUUGAUCAUAAUGUUCUUGAAUUUCGUAAUUUUUCAAAUCACUUAUGCACACAAUCAUAUGUUAAUAAUAAUAUUAAUCAACUUUCUAAUACAUCACUUUGUAAUAGUAGUAAUAUAUCGUCAUUAAUAAGUAUUGCUCUUUUACAUGCCAUCCUUAAUAAAUACUAGAAUGAAUAUAAUGAAAUAACUAUUUUUAGACUGUUCAAACUUAAAUACCAAUCAACCAAAUUCAAAUAAUGACACAGUGCUAACGAUUGGAAUAAAUAAUAAACCAUUUUCGAAUAAUAAUAUAAAUUACCUACAUCUAUGCAAAUCGAUAUUUUUUGUGCAAGGAAUGGUAAUAUUGAUCUUUUAUAACAUAAUAUCAAAACAUGAGUUAUAUUUUAGAAAAUGUAUCUAGUGAAAUUCUUGAAAAUAAUACCACUGUUAGAAUGUUUGAUGGUAUUCUAUUAAAAAUUUUGUAAAUUUUUCUAUAUGAAACUGCUUCUAAUUAUAUAUGUAUUAGAAUCAACUGAUAAUUUAUUGAAUUCACAACAACUUUUCAAGUCUAUGCCCGAUAUUGUAGAUAAUUGAACACACUUAAUUCUUAGCACAAUACCAAUCUCAAGUGGAAAUCAUCAUGCAGGCAAUCAAGCAUCAAAUAUCCAUAUAGAACAUUCAUAUUCUGAAUCUAACGAAAUCAAAACAAAUACAAUAAUCAAUACGACUCAUUUACCAUCUAGUGAAGGGUGUGGGUGUGGAUGGGUGUGGGGUGUGGGUGUGGGUGUGUGAGUGUGGGUGGGGGUGGAUGGGAGUGAGUGUGAGGGGGGGUGUCGGGGUGGCUGCCGGGGGCGGGGGCGGGGCAGGGG
Molecule: messenger RNA, 1249 nt
Organism: Rotaria sp. Silwood2
Lineage: Eukaryota; Metazoa; Rotifera; Eurotatoria; Philodinida; Philodinidae
Source: the annotation of a GenBank genome assembly